Molecule: messenger RNA, 1038 nt
Organism: Naegleria gruberi
Lineage: Eukaryota; Heterolobosea; Eutetramitea; Acrasida; Naegleriidae
Exons: 1
Coding region: 1-1038 (345 amino acids)
Source: RefSeq, a predicted model, not a curated record
AUGAAUGCAUCAUUUUCAAGAGUAAACAAAACUUGGCUCCGAGCCAUUCAAAGUCUCCAAAAUUAUUGGAAAGAUUUAUGCCAUAAUUUGUUAAAAUUCGAUCCGCGAUGGCUUAAAUCAACUGUUCAUAAUGAUGAUAACAAAUCCAAUGUUUGUUGGUUGCAAGUUUUUUCCUUCUUAAUUUCUCAAAUUCCAAAGAAAAUUUGCUAUGGAACGAGAGAUAAGAGUAAUCAACAAAUGGAAGAAUUGAAAGUUGAAAAAUUGGAUGCUUCUUGUUAUGGAAAUAUUGAUUUGUUGGUAAGAUGGGAAUCACCUUUUGAUGAUUCAAGAUUUGUAGAGUAUCCAGAUGUCGUUGAUUUUGAUUUGCAGGAAUCAGUUUCGUUUUACAAGUUUGGAUUUGAUUUGAGAAGAGAAAUUAUUGAUAGGUAUAAAAUGGAAGAAUCUCUUAUUCAAAUCAAAUUACAGAAAUUGUUCGCAUGUUGUUUGAUGUAUGAAUUUUUAUCAAUUGGAAACUAUGUCCCUAACUUGUUUCAGGACAAGAUUCGAAUAAUUCCGUCUAUACAAAUUGCUCUUAUCAGAAAUAAGUCAUUCACAUGUCCAUUUCCAUACCUAAUUCUUGGAUUAUUGAACGAUGGAAUCAGAGAUUAUUCCCUCUCUCAAGAAUUAACCAAGCAUGUUGUUAAUUCAAUUGAAAAUGAGGAAUUAUUCGGAAGUUUCUUAGAUAAUACGUCUGGAGAAAAGAUUAAGGAAGCAAUUAAUUGUGGAGAAAGAGCAGUUCAGUUUGAAAUAACUCCAAAUACGCUUAAUCCUAUUGACUAUUGGUUAUCAUUGAAAACAUUCGAUGAAAUGGUUUCAAAUGUAGAGUGGAAUGAUAACUUUGAAAUGAAUUGUGGUAUUGCAGGAGAUGGAGAAAUAUUCGCAUUAUAUUACAAUGCAGGAGGUGGAAUUACGGAUAGUACUACAAUUAAUGUGAGCAUUGAUGGGAAUGAUGGAUCAUUGGUGAAAGUUGUCAGAAAUGAAGCAAGAAAAUAUUGGUGA